Molecule: messenger RNA, 357 nt
Organism: Dibothriocephalus latus
Lineage: Eukaryota; Metazoa; Platyhelminthes; Cestoda; Diphyllobothriidea; Diphyllobothriidae
Source: the annotation of a GenBank genome assembly
AUCGUCAGAUGCCAAGAAACCGAUUACCUUGCUGGGCGUUAUCCAAGACUGACGCCCAAUCAAACCACCUACAAGAUGAAUGACGUCAUACGUGGCUGUAGCAUAUAUGCUCAACGACUUACCAAGCAUGGUUUCAUGUAUGAACGUCCGGAGGAGCAUCACGUGCCAGUUAGAAUUCAAGUUACAGAAUAUACUCGCCAUGGAGAAAUUGUUCUGUUUGAGGGUGAAUAUGGAGAGCGCGUCCUCAUGCCAGAUAUCCUAAAGAAAUAUAAGGACAGGAGCCUUGGUGUGUACGCAGUCUGCAUGUCCAAAAGCUUACAGUACUACAAAACAAAACUUUCCAUCGAAGGUAUGUAA